Messenger RNA from Temnothorax curvispinosus, 1676 nucleotides. RefSeq names its product alpha-L-fucosidase-like (gene Fuca). Bases 85 to 1563 code for a protein of 492 amino acids. NCBI's taxonomy places the organism in Eukaryota, Metazoa, Arthropoda, Insecta, Hymenoptera, Formicidae. Gene Ontology annotation, molecular function: alpha-L-fucosidase activity. Gene Ontology annotation, cellular component: lysosome. Gene Ontology annotation, biological process: glycoside catabolic process; fucose metabolic process. The transcript has 7 exons. The record is from RefSeq and is a predicted model, not a curated record.
AAAACCUAACCUAACAUCCAUUGUUCUCCUUGUCCCCUGUCCCUUCUCUGUAUUUUAAUUAUACUGUAUUUUUUAAACGUGAUAAUGACCAAGACACGAAGACGAUUGUGGUCAACUUUCAAAAAUAAUCUCAAGUCUCGUGGGAUCAGAAUGACGUUGUUUGGAUGUAUUUUGAGCACUGUGUUGAUUUUGUGUAUGUUAGUGGAGGCACAUUAUAACGUGAUAGCUAGAACAGAUGAGGAGGAGAAUUUGGUGUCGAUUUUAACAGAAACACCUAAAUACGAUCCAACUUGGUCUAGUCUAGACAGUCGACCGCUUCCACCCUGGUACGAUGAAGCAAAAUUUGGAAUAUUUAUUCACUGGGGUGUAUUCAGCGUGCCCAGCUUUGGCUCUGAAUGGUUUUGGAAUAAUUGGAAAGAAGAAAUUAACUCUACGAAGUACUCCGACUUUAUGAAACAAAGGUAUCCUCCGACUUUUACCUAUCAAGACUUUGCACGUGACUUCACUGCUGAAUUCUUCAAUGCUUCUGAAUGGGCUGAGUUAUUUCAAGCGUCAGGUGCAAAGUAUAUCGUAUUGACAAGCAAGCAUCAUGAAGGAUACACAUUGUGGCCGUCAACAUAUUCAUUCAGUUGGAAUUCCAUGGAUGUGGGACCUCAAAGGGACCUCGUUGGUGAACUGGCACAAGCAAUUCGUAACGAGACAAACAUAAAGUUUGGCUUAUACCAUUCCAUGUAUGAAUGGUACAAUCCUCUUUAUGUAACAGACAAAGUAAACAAUUUUACAACAGACAAAUUUGUUACUCAGAAAAUAAUACCAGAGUUACAGGAGUUGAUAGAAACGUACGAACCAGAAGUAGUUUGGUCAGAUGGGGAUUGGGAAGCGUCGGAUUCUUAUUGGAAAUCAAAGGAAUUUCUAGCAUGGUUAUACAAUGAAAGUCCUGUAAAAGACACAGUAGUCGUGAAUGAUAGAUGGGGUAGUGAUAUGCCGUGCCAUCACGGUGGUUUCUAUACGUGCACUGAUCGUUUUAAUCCUGGUGUACUCCUUCCACACAAAUGGGAAAACUGUAUGACUAUUGACAAAAAGUCCUGGGGAUACCGCAGAAAUGCUGCUUUAUCCGAAUACUAUACAUUGGCCGGAUUAGUGAAAGAGUUAGUGAUUACCGUGAGCUGUGGUGGAAAUUUACUGAUGAACGUCGGACCAACAAAAGAUGGCAUUAUCACGCCAAUAUAUGAAGAAAGAUUGCGUGGAAUGGGCGCUUGGCUAGCAGUUAAUGGCGAAGCUAUUUACGAUACUAAGCCCUGGACAGUACAAAAUGAUACUUUAACAGAAAGUGUUUGGUACACAUUAAGCAAAAAUGAAAAACAGUUAUAUGCCUCAAUUUUAGAAUGGCCAGAUGAUAAUAUCUUAUCGUUAGGCUCGCUUAAACUUUCAAACAAGUCUCAGAUAAAUCUACUUGGUUAUUCGUCAGUAAUUCCUUGGAAACAAUCCGAUGAGUUGAAAAUAAAUUUGCCUCUUGAUGCACACAAAGGACAGCCAGCUUGGGUAUUAAAGUUUGGUGAUUAAAUAAUGUACAUAUAUUUUACUAAGAAUAUAUUUUAUAUUGUAUAUAUUGUUUUCAAAAAUACAUACGAAAGAAAAUGACAUUUUAUAGAAAAUGACAUUUCCAUAGAAAUUUU